CUCAUGGCUGCAAAAAAGGGUCCUGAGCGAGCAUGCCUUGUGAGUGAGAGGGACACCAAGAGGUACUCCUUAGCCCUAGACAGGAUGAGCUGGCAUCAGAAGAAUUUCAAUGAGGAGAGGCAGCAGCAGGAAGAAGAAAAUGCUGAAGCCAAUCAAGCAUAUCACUGUCAUGGCUACUUACAGGCCUAUGAGGAUAGGAAAGGGGAGCAGCACCAAGCACGGAGGAAGCUCUACACAGCAUCAGUAAUUUGCAUCAUCUUCAUGGUUGCUGAGAUUACAGGGGAGUAUCUUUGUGGACAGAUAGCUGGCAGCCUGGCGGUGGUCAGUGAUGCAGCACACAUCCUGGUGGACCUGACGAGCUUCCUGAUCAGUCUCUUCUCACUGUGGCUGGCCUCCAAGCCUCCCACCAAGCAGUUAACUUUCGGGUGGCACCGAGCAGAAAUUCUGGGAGCUUUGAUGUCUAUGAUAAUCAUUUGGAUGGUGACUGGUGUGCUGACGUAUUUGGCUAGCAUGAGGCUGCUACACCCCAAUUAUGAUAUUGAUGCUGCAGUGAUGCUCAUCACCUCUGCUUGUGCUGUGUUCGCCAAUAUCCUACUAAGCCUGAUUCUGCACCAAACUGGACACAGGCAUAGCCACGGAGCAGAAGCCAGGGAAACCUCACUGGCCUCUCUGGAAAAACCAGCUCUGAGCAAUGCCAGCCUGCGGGCAGCCUUUGUGCAUGCCAUUGGGGAUUUAUUCCAGAGUAUUAGUGUGCUAAUUAGUGCACUUAUCAUCUUCUUUAAGCCAGAAUACAAAAUAGCUGAUCCAAUCUGCACAUUUGUGUUUUCCAUCUUUGUUUUGGCAACCACCGUCACCAUUUUAAGGGAUAUUUUGGUUGUGUUAAUGGAAGGAACAGAGAAAGAACUUCCUUAUGAUGCAGUGAAAGCAAGAAUUUUAGCAGUUGAGAAAGUGGAAUCUGUUCACAGCCUUCAUCUUUGGUCUCUGACGAUGAAUCAAACGAUUCUAUCUGCUCAUGUGGCCACAGCAGACACAGUGGACAGUCAGAAGAUUUUGAAAGACAUCACCCAAGCCCUGUUUGAGCACUACAGCUUCCACUCCAUCACCAUUCAGAUUGAAUCAGGAGAGGAUCAGAAACAAAACUGUGUCUUCUGUCAGGAGCCAAGGAAUUAA
Lagopus muta (rock ptarmigan) is the source of this 1170-nucleotide messenger RNA. It is a transcript of the gene SLC30A8, whose product is annotated as solute carrier family 30 member 8. Gene Ontology annotation, biological process: zinc ion transmembrane transport; response to glucose; response to zinc ion. Gene Ontology annotation, molecular function: zinc ion transmembrane transporter activity. Gene Ontology annotation, cellular component: plasma membrane. The record is from RefSeq and is a predicted model, not a curated record. Lineage: Eukaryota; Metazoa; Chordata; Aves; Galliformes; Phasianidae. The transcript is spliced from 8 exons. The coding region runs from base 4 to 1170 and encodes 388 amino acids.